This is a messenger RNA of Hibiscus syriacus, 1208 nucleotides long. Its product is annotated as nucleolar protein 12-like. Bases 102 to 1040 code for a protein of 312 amino acids. The transcript is spliced from 7 exons. The record is from RefSeq and is a predicted model, not a curated record. Gene Ontology annotation, cellular component: nucleus. NCBI's taxonomy places the organism in Eukaryota, Viridiplantae, Streptophyta, Magnoliopsida, Malvales, Malvaceae.
UCUAGCUUUUCUUCUCCACGCUUCCCCGUGUCUUAAGGUUUUAGUUCACUCUGUUUCUCUCUAAACCAGUAGAAGUGAAACCUUUUCCCUAGUCCCGACAAAUGGCAGAGGAGACGCACGAUGACCCCGCAGUCGAGAAAGAAGCCAAGGAAGCGACGGAGGCGACGGUGGAGAAGGACGAUAUCGAAUUACGAAUUACCACCGCCAUGCGCUCUCGCGUUGGCCACUUCAAGGAACAAUCCGAUUCAUUGACAUUCGAGGGAGUUCGGAGAUUGUUGGAGAAAGACUUGGGGUUAGAGACGUUUGCAUUGGAUGUUCACAAGAGAUUCGUCAAGCAAUGCCUGUUAAAGUGUUUAGAUGAUGGCAAUGAUGAUGAAGGCUCCAAAAGUUCUGGUGAAACAGUGGAGAAAAAUGUAAGUACAAUCACUGAAGGAACAGAAUCUCCCAAAGGACAGCAAUCUAAGAAAGAUACAAAGGAACCUUGCUCUGAAGAUGACAAAUUGGAAGAAUCUCCUGUUUUGGGCCUUCUAUCCGGACCAAAAACUAUGAAGGCUGAGAAUAAAGAAAAUAAAGAAGUUUCUGAGAGUACAAUAAAGAAAUCUAUCAGAAAUAGAGCUUCAUAUGUUAAAGAUAAUUCGGAUAAAGUCACAAUGGCUGGACUCCGUCGGCUUUUGGAGGAAGAUCUUAAACUUGAUAAAUAUGCACUUGAUUCAUACAAGACGUUCAUAGCUGAACAAUUAGAUGAGGUAUUGAAGUCUCGUGAAGCUCCUGCUCCUGCAAGUGAGGUUAAGAAAAAAAAUCUCAAGAAAAAUUCUCAGAGGGUUAGCAAGAAAUUGAGUUCUUCAUCAGGAAGUGAGAAUGAUGAAGAAGAGGGAGACGAAGAUGAUGAAGAAGAAGAGGAAGAGGUGAAACCCAAAAAAAAUAUCACUCCUAAAGGGAAGAAUAAGAACAUUGAAGCACUUAAAAAACGGAAAAAUCUUCUGAUGCAAAGGCGAGAAAAGAAACUUUACCAGUAUAUGGGAAACGUGUGGAACAUCUGAAGUCAGUUAUCAAGUCAUGUGGGAUGAGUGUUCCUCCUUAUAUAUACAAGAGAGUCAAACAGGUCCCUGAGAAUAAACGUGAAGCCCAAUUAGUUAAGGAACUAGAAGAGAUUCUUUCCAAAGAAGGAUUGUCUGCAAAUCCUUCAGAAAAAGGUCAGGAUUCUGGCC